CUCAAACACUGCUGACAGUCUGUGAUGUGAUAAGGUUAAUCUUCAUCGUCCGUCUCGUUCACGCGAGAUUUCACGAGAGGAUAAGUUGAGGGAACAUGGCGACGUCUAAUUUGCUAAAGAACAAAGGCUCCCUUCAAUUUGAGGAUAAAUGGGACCUGAUGCGGCCCAUCGUGCUGAAGCUGCUUCGGCAGGAGUCCGUCACCAAACAACAGUGGUUUGACCUGUUCUCAGACGUCCAUGCUGUAUGCCUGUGGGAUGACAAAGGUCCAGCUAAGAUCCACCAGGCCCUCAAAGAGGACAUCCUAGAUUUCAUCAAACAAGCACAAGCGCGGGUCUUAAGUCACCAGGAUGACACGGCGUUGCUGAAGGCCUACAUAGCGGAGUGGAGGAAGUUCUUCACACAGUGCGACAUCCUGCCUAAGCCUUUCUGUCAGCUAGAGAUCACUCUGAUGGGCAAACAGGGAAGCAACAAGAAGUCCAACGUCGAGGACAGCAUCGUCCGCAAGCUGAUGCUGGACACAUGGAACGAGUCCAUCUUCUCUAACAUUAAGAACAGGCUACAGGACAGCGCCAUGAAGCUGGUCCACGCUGAGAGGCUGGGAGAGGCCUUCGACUCCCAGCUAGUCAUCGGAGUGCGAGAGUCCUACGUGAACCUGUGCUCCAAUCCUGAUGACAAGCUGCAGAUCUACAGGGACAACUUUGAGAAGGCGUAUAUGGAUUCUACUGAGAGGUUCUACAGAACACAGGCUCCUGCCUACCUUCAGCAGAAUGGAGUCCAAAACUACAUGAAAUAUGCUGACUCAAAGCUGAGGGAAGAGGAGAAACGUGCACUGAGAUAUCUGGAGACGAGACGCGACUGUAACUCUGUCCAAGCUUUAAUGGAGUGCUGCGUCAAUGCACUGGUAACAUCUUUCAAGGAGACCAUCUUAGCCGAGUGUCCGGGCAUGAUCAAACGAAAUGAGACAGAGAGUGAGUACGGCAGGACCGCUCCCACCAAAGGCUCAGCCAGCUCAGAGCUCCAUCUGAUGUUCUCUCUCAUGGACAAAGUGCCCAGCGGCAUUGAGCCAAUGCUGAAGGACCUGGAGGAGCAUAUCAUGAGCGCUGGCCUGGCUGAUAUGGUGGCCUCUGCGGAGACGAUCACCUCUGACUCAGAGAAAUAUGUGGAGCAGCUGCUCACCUUGUUUAACCGCUUCAGUCGACUGGUGAAAGAAGCCUUUCAGGACGACCCACGCUUCCUGACAGCGAGAGACAAAGCGUAUAAAGCAGUUGUGAAUGACGCCACUAUAUUUAAAUUGGAACUUCCCCUGAAACAGAAAGGGGUCGGUCUGAAAACUCAACCAGAGUCCAAGUGUCCAGAGCUGCUGGCCAACUACUGUGACAUGCUCCUGAGGAAGACCCCGCUGAGCAAGAAGCUCACGUCUGAGGAGAUCGAGGCCAAGCUCAAGGAAGUGCUGUUGGUUCUGAAGUACGUCCAAAACAAAGACGUGUUCAUGCGCUACCACAAAGCCCACCUCACCCGUCGACUCAUCCUGGACAUCUCUGCAGACAGCGAGAUAGAGGAGAACAUGGUGGAGUGGCUCAGGGAAGUAGGGAUGCCAGCUGAUUAUGUCAACAAGCUGGCCAGGAUGUUUCAGGACAUAAAGGUGUCGGAGGACCUCAACCAGUCGUUCAAAGAAAUGCAUAAACACAACAAGCUCGCUUUACCAGCCGACUCAGUCAACAUAAAGAUCCUGAAUGCUGGAGCAUGGUCAAGGAGCAGCGAGAAGGUUUUUGUCUCUCUGCCCACAGAGCUGGAAGAUUUGAUACCAGAGGUAGAAGACUUCUAUAAGAAGAACCACAGCGGCAGAAAGCUUCACUGGCACCACCUCAUGUCCAACGGCAUUAUAACCUUUAAGAACGAAGUGGGCCAGUAUGACCUGGAGGUGACCACCUUCCAGCUGGCAGUGCUGUUUGCCUGGAACCAGAGACCCAGAGAGAGGAUCAGCUUUGAAAACCUCAAGUUAGCCACUGAGCUGCCGGACGCCGAGCUGCGACGCACUCUCUGGUCUCUGGUGGCGUUUCCCAAACUCAAGAGGCAGGUGUUGUCUUACGACCCAGCGGUGUCUUCACCCAAAGACUUCGCAGAGGGAACACUAUUCUACGUCAACCAGGAGUUUUCUCUCAUAAAAAACUCCAAGGUUCAGAAAAGGGGGAAGAUUAACCUGAUUGGUCGGCUGCAGCUCACCACAGAGCGGAUGAGGGAGGAGGAGAAUGAGGGCAUCGUCCAGCUCAGGAUACUGAGAACGCAGGAGGCCAUCAUCCAGAUCAUGAAGAUGAGGAAGCGCAUUAACAACGCCCAGCUGCAGACGGAGCUGGUGGAGAUCCUAAAGAACAUGUUUUUACCACAGAAGAAGAUGAUAAAGGAGCAGAUCGAGUGGCUGAUAGAUCACAAGUACAUAAAGCGGGAUGAGACCGAUAUUAACACCUUCAUCUACAUGGCAUAG
Molecule: messenger RNA, 2483 nt
Organism: Acanthopagrus latus (yellowfin seabream)
Lineage: Eukaryota; Metazoa; Chordata; Actinopteri; Spariformes; Sparidae
Gene: cul5b
Product: cullin 5b
Exons: 19
Coding region: 96-2483 (795 amino acids)
Biological process (GO): SCF-dependent proteasomal ubiquitin-dependent protein catabolic process; protein ubiquitination
Cellular component (GO): Cul5-RING ubiquitin ligase complex; SCF ubiquitin ligase complex
Molecular function (GO): ubiquitin protein ligase binding
Source: RefSeq, a predicted model, not a curated record